Molecule: messenger RNA, 2369 nt
Organism: Megalobrama amblycephala (Wuchang bream)
Lineage: Eukaryota; Metazoa; Chordata; Actinopteri; Cypriniformes; Xenocyprididae
Product: fucolectin-7-like
Exons: 11
Coding region: 1143-2093 (316 amino acids)
Source: RefSeq, a predicted model, not a curated record
GGCUCUGGCUCCGAACCAGCACUCAAACUGCCUUGGUGGAAAAGGGGUAACAGUGGUGUGUCACAGAAAGCAGCACCACAAACAGACCAGUAGUGACCAUGUACCAGUUUCAGGAGCUGAGCUGACCUUCGAUGGCAGGAGUGUUGAGAUGGUUGCUCGCCGGAGCUGUGUGCACUGCACUACAAAGCAGUUGAACAGGAACUGUUUUCAAGAGUGGCACAAAGAUGUGUGACUGUGCCACUGACCAUUGGCCCUGUCCCCUCCAUCCUGGAUAUAUUCCUUGCAUGAGCAGCCAAAACACUAUGCGAACAAGUAUGGCAUGCAGAGGUGGACACGUCAGGCUCCACCUUCCACCAAUCACAGCGCACUCAAUCACCAGAAUACUAAUCACUGACACCUGCACCUCAUUAACGUUUCCUGUUCUCCUCGUGUGAUCCCUCGUCUCUGUAUGAGUGCUCCUUGUCUCCAGCGAUCUCCAACGACUCCAAGAACCAUUCCACCUGCAAUCACAAAAGGACUGUAUUACCACUCUGCACUUCAAGUAUCUCCAUUGCUGCACUGUUCACUUACCUGCACUGCCAAUAUCUUGUGCCGGUUUCAAUAAACACCAUCUACUGUGAUUUCCUGUCUCCGUCCCUUCUGUACUGUAACAGUUAUACUUGAUAGAAAAUAGGAAAAGCCAUUUUAUUGUGUUUGUCAUAGCUUGAACAUUUCUGGCCUCUCCACUGGAUUGUAGGCUGCACUCUUCACAAAUCACAUGAUAGUGAUGUUACAAAUAACUCUGAAGGUUCGAGGCUCAUAUCAAGCAUACAUCACAGUCUCCAAGCCCCAUAUUGGGGAGAUUAUUGGUCUCACUUUCUGGCCAAUCACGGGGGUAAUUGUCGCUUUGCAUGUCAGAAUAAUCAAACCCGAAUGUAAGGUUCAAACUAGGGCUGUCACAAAAAUGGAGACUCUUUUGUUAUAGGUCCAUUUAAUGUUGAUUUUUCAGAUAUCAGAUAAGACUCAUUUGGUUGGGAGGGCCUUAAUUCAACAAUCAAUAGAGCAUCAUUUCACACUGUUAUUCAACUAGACCCCCUUCAAAGACUGCUGCAGAUUUGCUGAACUGUUGAAUUGUGAAGGUCUUCUGUGAGGUUGAUACAUUGAUGAAUUCCAGGAUGGCCAUCCGAAUGAUUGUGUUUCUAACACUUACUGGACUGUGCGUCGCUGAUUCCAAAGGGAAUAUUGCUCUUGGAGCCACAGCUGUACAGUCUUCCACAUAUCAAUUAACCAUUGCUAAGAAUGCUGUUGAUGGCAACAAGGAUUCAGAUUUCAAUCUUGGGUCAUGCAGUGCGACUAAUGGGGACAAGGACCCCUGGUGGAGAGUUGACUUGCUGGAUGUCUACAGGAUAACCAGGGUUAGCAUCACUAAUCGUGGAGAUGCUGUUCCAGAGAGAAUAAAUGGUGCUCAGAUCCGUAUCGGCAACAGCCUGGAAAAUAAUGGCAACAAUAAUGAGCUGGCUGUGACUGUUGUGUCCAUGUCAGCUGGAGAGACAAAAACAUUUGAGUUUAACCCUAUUACAGGGCGAUAUGUCAACAUUUUCAUACCUGGGCGCAAUGAAUAUCUCACACUGUGUGAAGUCGAGGUGUUUGCAGAUAAUUACAAACCAAUCUACUUUUGUGUUCUAACCCAAAGGAAUCUUGCUCUUGGAGCCAGAGCUGCCCAGUCUACCACAUAUGGAUUUGCAGCUGCUCAAAAUGCUGUCGAUGGCAACAGGAAUUCAAAUUUCAAUCUUGGGUCAUGCAGUGCAACUAAUGGGGACAGGGACCCCUGGUGGAGAGUUGACUUGCUGGAUGUCUACAAGAUAACCAGGGUUGUCAUCACUAAUCGUGGAGAUGCUGUUCCAGAGAGAAUAAAUGGUGCUCAGAUCCGUAUCGGCAACAGCCUGGAAAAUAAUGGCAACAAUAAUGAGCUGGCUGCGACUGUUGUGUCCAUCCCACUUGGAGAGACAAAAACAUUUGAGUUUGAGCCUAUUAAGGGGCGAUAUGUCAACAUUUUUAUACCUGGGCGCAAUGAAUUUCUCACACUGUGUGAGGUUGAGGUGUUUUCAGAUUAAGUGGAAUGAGAUGAUGUUACACCACAGUCCACUGAUCCUAUAAGCAAAAUACCAAACUACUGUUUUCUGAGCAAUACUAAUAUUGCACUUUUUUCAUUGUUUUCAUUUUACCUGUGCACCUUUUAUUCUUAAGAUAAAAGAUAAGUAUCAGUGCACAUCCAGUAAAGGUUUGAAAUGGUUUUUAAAAUGCACCUGAUUCUUAACCCCAGUUUGAUCCAGGGGGUUGUGUAUUUACCCAUCUUUGUCUAUCUUUGCUUUCUACAUGAAUAAAUUACU